Helicoverpa armigera (cotton bollworm) is the source of this 5998-nucleotide messenger RNA. It is a transcript of the gene Rab3-GEF, whose product is annotated as MAP kinase-activating death domain protein. The record is from RefSeq and is a predicted model, not a curated record. NCBI's taxonomy places the organism in Eukaryota, Metazoa, Arthropoda, Insecta, Lepidoptera, Noctuidae. Gene Ontology annotation, cellular component: cytosol. Gene Ontology annotation, biological process: regulation of apoptotic process; regulation of Rab protein signal transduction. Gene Ontology annotation, molecular function: guanyl-nucleotide exchange factor activity.
GCGCGGCGGGCGACGGCGCGGCGCGUAUCGAGCGUGGGCGGCCGCGCAUGGCACUCCACUCGCCUCCGCCAUCCCGCGAUAUGCACUACUACGCGGUUACAUCUCGUACUCAAAACCGACACGCACGAUAUCACGUUAUUGCGCGCGACGUGCUUACCAUGUAGAAACUAUACAACCUCACGUAAACUUAAGACAUAUUAAUAAAAAAGUGAUAAUUAUGACAAGCAAUAUAUUUUUUAAUUAUAAUGGGUUCGAAAAGGCUCUCUUAUAAAAGAAAUCAAUUGAGCCCCCUACCAAUAUGGACAUUCAGAAGCAACAUUUGUGUCCGCGACUGGUGGAUUAUUUGACUAUCGUCGGAGCAAAACCGUACACUUCGGGAAAAGGCCUCGCUCCCGUACAGGCUCCUGAGUUGCUCCGACGCUAUCCGUUGACCAAUCACGAUGAUUUCCCCCUGCCGUUGGACAUGGUGUAUUUCUGCCAGCCGGAGGGGUGCGUGUCCGUGGGGCCUCGCCGGGCCCCUGGGCACCUCGCCUCCAGGGAUACCACUUCUUUUGUCUUUCAACUCACCGAUAAAGACUCAGGCAAGACUCGUUUCGGCAUCUGCGUCAACUUCUACAGAGCGGUGGAGCGUGCUCAAGUGCCGGGCCCUCGGGAACGAAGCAUGCUACGCCGCGAGUCAUGGCGCAAGUCCAUGGAGAAAAGCUCUGAUUCCGCAUUCUCCAGUGACUAUAGGAGCAGCAACGUGGCCCCGAGCGACUCGGAGCGCGACUGCAGCGCGACGCUGGCGCCGCGACUUGCGCCCGCGCCGGACUCCGAGAGCGGCGGCUCGCAUUCCCAUUCACCCAGCCCUAGGGCUACCAGGAAGCGGCAGAGAGUUCGGAAUCAUUCCCUAACCUCUCUCUGCCUGCUUUCGCAUCACCCAUUCUUCUCCACAUUCCGAGAGUGCCUAUUUAUCCUAAAGAAAUUGAUAGAUGCAUGCAACGAGUCUUCCAGUCCACGGCGCGUAGGCGCUUCAAGACAAAUCCUUAGAGAUACGGUAUGGUCAGUGUUAACCGGGCAAGCUUACGACAACACCCCUACGAUCGUAUUGCACGACGUCAAAGAGAUCGAGACGUGGAUACUGCGACUUCUGUCCGCGCCUGUACCGGUCCCCGGCAAGACGAGGCUCGAGCUAGAAGUACUGUCGCCGACAGCGCACUCGCCGCUGCUGUUCGCGUUGCCCGAUCAUACGAGAUUCACGCUCGUUGAUUUUCCUCUGCAUCUGCCUUUGGAACUUUUAGGCGUGGACACCUGCCUCAAAGUACUGACGCUGAUCCUUCUCGAGAACAAAGUGGUAGUACAGUCACGUGACUACAACGCGCUGUCCAUGUCCGUAAUGGCUUUGGUCGCCAUGUUGUACCCUCUCGAGUACAUGUUCCCCGCGAUUCCUCUGCUGCCCAGUUGUAUGAGCUGUGCCGAACAACUGCUCCUAGCUCCAACACCUUUCCUGAUUGGAAUACCAGCGACUUUCCUCACUUAUAAGAAGAAUUUUAGAAUGCCCGAUGACAUAUGGCUUGUGGAUCUCGAUGCCACUAAAUUGAUCUGCCCAUCGGGGACUGAUCAAGAUUUACCGCCAUUACCCGAGCCAGAAGGGUCAGUCCUUAAGAACCAUCUAAAACAGGCCCUCAACAGCUUGACUAGUAGUACGGCUGAACAGGCAGCCGCCCCCCUCUUACCUUCAAGACGAGACAGCGUGGGCGGGGCCACACUCAAGGUCCAACCCGCCUCGUACCGUUACGGCGACGGUGCUCAGUCAGCGCCGCACAGACGCCGGAUACACUCCCUCGCCUCCAGCCCUUACCCGCUCAUAUACGGACAUGAUGUCGACUCUGUUGAUGUCGCUACUAGAGUCGCUAUGGUCCGAUUUUUCAAUUCUCAAAACAUCCUGGCGAACUUUAUGGAGCAUACUCGGACGUUACGUCUAUACCCGAGGCCAGUCGUGGCCUUCCAGAUCAACAGCUUUCUUCGUUCGCGACCUAGAACCACAUCCUUUUUGAAUAAAUUUGCUAGAACACAGGCAGUAGAAUUCUUAGCGGAGUGGUCGCUAACUCCGGGCAACGUGGCAUUCCUUCGGGUUCAAACAGGGUUGUUCGACCCGCGGCAAGUCGGUGACAAACCCAAGUGGUUUGCGGAACAACUGCAGCCCAUCCGCUUUCCAGUGUGGGAUGACGGUAGCUCCCUGAAUGGUGCACUUCGACAAUUACAGCGACAGGAAAAUCAACCCACAGACGAGAGUGGAUCGGACUCUGAGGCUGCGGAAAGUACGAGUUCGUCAUACUCAUCAUUGAGUGACUUCGUGUCAGAAAUGGCUUCAUCUGACUUGUCACCAGGUGGAAACCCGCAUCAGCAGCACGUCAUUGGAGAGACUUACAGCGCUGUGGUGCAAGUUCCGAUGACUCUUUCAUCGUCUUUAGAUCCCAAAACGGUAUACAGCCCCCCAUCAUCGCUAAUGUUCGGUAACGUGGACGAAGCCCCGGACCGGGAGCCGGGUCGUGCGUCCACGUCACCAUCCGCGUCCAGCUCCGACCACUCCGACUUGUCGGACGACGAGCCCGCCGGUGACGUCAUCGCGGAGCCUGACGCCGCGCAUGCGCCGCCUGUUAAAAAGAGCGACACGGACAGCGGCAGCUUCGGUCGCGAGUCGGACUCGAAUUCGACGACGACGAAGACGGUGGUGAGCCGGCAGCGAGCCGCCGACAGCGCGUCCACCAGCGACUCCGAGCGAGCCCUCACGCCCUCGCACCACUCGCACCGCGACCUGCCGCCUCCGCACGCUAAAAGCGUAAGUAGCGGUGUAUCGCGACAAGCGUCACAAUCAUCCCUCUUGGAGCAAUUUGCCGCACAAGCGAAAGAGUUGGUGAGAGAGACCACACGGCAAAGCAGCCAGGAAGGACUUCUCGCACACAUGGAUAAGAAGAAAGGAAAAGUAGCAGAUGGAGAGGAUAAGAAAAUAUUUGCGCCAUUCGGUCAGCUAACAUUGCACGCGAAAAAGGCGGCAGAGGAAGCUUCGAAGAGUAUGCAUGAGGCUUCAAAAUCUGCGUUAGAAGCGAGUAAGACGGCCACGGCCGUCAGUAAGAACACUUUCGAAGACCUCACGUAUGUCGGCAAGUCUACGUUGGGAGACCUUACUAAGAGUGCGAAGGAGGCUGCCGCUAAAAAAGGAUUGUUGAUGAAGGGCGAAAGUCAAGACUCGAACGGUAGCGCGAGUGCUCGCCGUGACUCCACAGCACUACAGACUACCAACUUGCUGACCGCUACGCAUCGAGACUUCUUCUCUAACAUUAGUUCUGAUCUCAACGGCUUGGCUGCUUCCACUUCUAGCAUGUUUAGCGACUUCUUUGGGAAUAAAGGCACCAAGCAACCAAAACCAGGGGAACAGGGUCGUGGUCCCGUCGGAACAGGUGGGGCGGGUGGGGCGAGCGGGGCGACUGGGGGCGCAGCACUAGGGGCGUCGUUCGGUCCGUUCUCGCAAGGAGCCCGAGGUUUGGUGGCGCGGUCGCCGCUCAUCCGCCACGCGCCGCCUGCGCCUCCCCCGGCACCGCCGCACUCUAGGCCUUCCGCCAACACUGAGAACCAGGCCUUCCUUAAUGAUUUGGUUCAACACGUCCUUGAAGGCGAGGGCGUAGGGUGGCUGAAGUUAAACCGCCUCAAGAAGUUGAUGGAGGACGAGUCUUACAGGAACAUGGUGCUCAGCAAACUGAACAGGAACUUUAAUAGGAAGGCUACUCCCAACGACAAAGUCGAUGAUGUGUUCGUGAGCAAGCCAGUCUGGAAAGGCAUGCUAAAAGUGCUACAGGCAGUUGUCCACGGUCUCGAGCACACAUACUCGAACUUCGGCCUCGGCGGCAUGGCCUCAGUGUUCCAACUAGCUGAGAUGGCACACACACACUAUUGGAGCAAGGAGAUCGCAGGCCUAGAACAUGGGGGCAUGGCUGGCUCCGCUCUUAUGGACCACUAUGGACGACAAGACCUGGAAACCCCAUCUUCCUCGCCAUCAUCAAGGAAAAGCUCACAGUCGGAUGUCCCGGUGGUAAACUAUCCUGAAAUGGAUUCUUCUGAAGCGCAGAGUACUACAGAAAUGUUUAAAGAUAUGCUGAACCAAAAGAGGAAUUUACUUUUCAGUAAAUUGACGUCGUUUGACUCAGAUGCCCCUCCCUCGUCGGACUGCUCGGCCGACGAGAGCGGCUCGAUCACCACCAACCGAGCCAAUAUCUACGACCAUCGCGCCUCUUUUAAGUCCAACCUCUCUGACACUGACGUCAUGUUCCUCAAUGUGAACCGUGGCACGAGUGGGCAGGCGUCAGGCAAGCCCCGCGCGGCUAGCGUGUUCUCGUCCAAGUCAUCCGUGAGCGGCUACCGGCCGCCCGUCGGGGUGCCCGUCACCUCGCCCAUCACGUCGCCCGAUACUACCCGCACAUACCUCUACCAGGGACUUAUUGGCAAAGAAAGAUCAAAUCUCUGGGACCAAAUGCAAUUCUGGGAGGACGCGUUCUUAGACGCGGUCAGCCAAGAACGCGACAUGAUCGGCAUGGACCAGGGCGCUAACGAGAUGAUGGAACGCUACAAAUGUUUGAGUGAAACGGAACGCAAGAGACUCGAACAUGAGGAAGAUCGACUUCUGUCAACCGCACUUUAUAAUCUUACGGCAGCAAUGGUAUUGUUAGGCGUGGUGCCUGAUACCGUGCGCGGGAAAGUGCGCCGUCUACUCGCAAAGAGUCACAUUGGACUCGUAUACAGCCAGGAGGUUAAUCAUCUGCUCGACGUCGUGCAUACACUGCACGGCAACGACAUCGAACUGAAGCCGCUGGGGUCGCGGCUGCUGCGGCGCGCGUCGUUCACGGUGCACGAGGGCGACGCCGCCGGCGAGCUGCGCUUCAUGGAGGUGCGGGACGACGGACUCAUACUGCGCUCCACGCAAGGUACCAUCGUGGAGAGAUGGUGGUAUGAGAGGCUGGUCAACAUGACCUACAGUCCGAAGAUACGAGUCUUGUGCCUUUGGAGGAAGAACGGCGGUCAGACGCAGCUACAUAAGUACUACACCAAGAAGUGCAAAGCGUUGUACUACUGCAUCAAAGAAGCGAUGGAGAAGAGCGGUCGGCGACAGGACGCGGCCGAGUUAGGCGGCGAGUUCCCCAUACAGGACUGCGCCACCGGGGAGGGCGGACUUAUACAGGUGUGCAUGGAAGGCGUCGGGCUUCUGUUCCACCACAGCAAGUUUUUCGUGCGGCUGGAUCACAUUCGCAAGUGCUUCACGCAGAAUGGCGGUAUCUUCGUUUUAGAAGAAUUUAAUCCCAAAACAAGGCAAAUUAUACAAAGGAAAUAUAAAUCAGUAAUGGCGGAUCAAAUAUGUUACGCGGUGCUUUGUGUAUUCUCGUACUUCGCGGCGGGUCAGGAACAAAAGAAAGCGAUAUUAGAGCAAGCGGCCCGCGUGCCGCCCGCCGCGCACGAGGGCCUCGCGCCCGCCGCCGCCGCCACCAAGCAUGACGCCGACGCUCGGAGGAAAACCAGCCCACAGGCGGAGAAACGUUCUCCAGUGAGACGAGCUGGUGAGGCCAGGUCUCCGGGUAAGGCCGAGCCUACCGAUUUUAGAGAAAUGGCAGAGCGGCAGCAGGCUCGAAGUGGAGGUGCUGUGCCUCAUUCCACUGAUCGCGUGGGAACGGAGAAGGGCCCAGGAGAGCGCGCCGGGGGUGACCGCGGGGCUGACGCGCGGCCCACCCGCGCCGACUCGUCGCCCGCGCCGCCGGCCGCCGCCGCCCGCGCUGCCCGCGCCGCCCGCGCUGCCGGCCGCGCCGCCGCCGCGCCUCGCCCGCGCGCACUCGCACGCGGCGCCGGCGCGACCGCCUGACCCGCCCCUAAUUCCACCUCGUGUUGGAACAACGGGUACGCGGCCUGUGGGCCCGCCGCCGGCUCUGCCGCCGCGACAGCUGUCUGCAGCAGCAGACGUUGGUUCUGCGCCAAG